AUGUCGUCCGCCGACAAGUCGAGGCAGUCCUCUGGCGGACGGUCCAUCUUCUCCCGGAGUAAGCACAAGGACAAGCGCUACACGGAAGAGUCCAGAUACCCCUCAGACGACGCCGCCAGCUUCCGGUCAUCGAGGCACAGACGGGAGUCGUCGGCCGUCUCGAUUGAUCGCCCCGGCUCCCCCGAUGGAGGCAUCAACCAGAUGGCCGGUGUGAUAACCUCUAUCCCCUACGACAGCGUGCCCAACGGCUCGCGUUCUCCGAUACCCGUGGAAUACCUACCCAAAGGCGAGCAGAUGCCGGUGCGCCGCGAGCCUCUUCCACACCACCUAAACAAGAACGGCAUGGACUUUCACCAAUAUCCCAGCUGGGACCAGACGAGUCAGUCUGGUGCGUACUCCCCUGGGCGUCAGCAGCAGCCUCCUUCAGGCUACAACAACAACGUUACUAUGGCUUCCAAGGGGGGGCAAGCCCAAUAUCAACAAUGGGGGCCUCCCAUAAGGGGAAGUUCAGCCAGCUCUAUUAACCAACCACAUACUCCCCGUUAUGAUUCGUACAUGUCUUCUACAGCCCGGGGCUCGGCCGACAACCUCAGCGUCUUCUCAGGUACUACAGACCAUCAUGAUGUCAGGAUAUCGCGCUCACCAAAUCCAGCAAUGCCUAGUGCGUCCUCUCAGAGCUCCUAUGCCGCCUCACACUACUCGAACCGCGACUCGCACCGAAUCACCAAAUUCCCAUCACCAGGUCCUGCUGCCAGUCCCGUCGGAGAAUCACAAGGCGGCCAAUUCUACUUUCCAAAGCCAGAUGACGAUAAUGUGGUCGAGCAGAUGUUCCUCCAGCUAAUGCAGAAGCGAGGAUGGCACAACCUGCCCGAGCAGGCCAGGAGGCAGAUGAUGGCGUAUCCAGCUCAGAAGAAGUGGACACUUCUCUAUCAAGAUCGACUCACCGAGUGGCAGGGCGAGCAGAAGCGCCGACAGACAGCGCGGCCGAACCAGUAUGCGGCUCCCGAUAUCACCACCUACUCAGAUGAGGAGGGAACACCCGAAUGGUACGUCCGACGUGUUAUGGAGGAUCGACUCGACACCAAGGGCAUGGGCAGUCUGGAAGUCAACCUGCGAACCCAACAGAUCGGCUGGGUUAAGAGAUUCGUCGAAUGCCAGGGACAGGUCGCCCUGAUGACCUUGCUGCUUAAGAUCAACCGCAAGACAGCAACGGGGCCUGCCCAGGACAAUACCCGGAUCGACAAGAACCUGGACCGCGAGUACGAUAUUAUCAAGUGUGUCAAGGCGCUCAUGAACAACAAGUUCGGAGCCGACGAUGCCUUGAUUCACCAGAAAGUCAUAGUCGCCCUCGCCACCUCGCUCAUUUCUCCUCGUCUCACCACACGAAAACUGGUCAGCGAAAUCAUCACUUUCCUGUGUACCUGGGGAGAGAAUGCCGAAGGCCACCUCAAGGUCAUUCAGGCCCUGGACGAAGUCAAGUCACAGUCUGGAGAAAAUGGUCGGUUCGACGCCUGGAUGCGCUUGGUGGAGGUUACUAUCGAUGGCCGCGGCAAAAUGGGUAGCUUGGUCGGCGCGAGCGAAGAACUGAGGACUGGCGGUAUCGGCAUGGAGAACCUGCUCAUGGAAUAUGCCGUUGCGACUCUCAUGCUCGUCAACAUGAUUAUCGACUCCCCGGAGAAGGACUUGGAGUUGAGGAUCCAUAUCCGGGCUCAGUUUACAGCAUGUGGUAUCAAGCGCAUCUUGACCAAGAUGGAGGGCUUCCAAUAUGACCUCCUGGACAAGCAGAUCGAGCGCUUCCGGACAAACGAAGCCAUUGACUAUGAGGAUAUGCUCGAGCGAGAGAACAGCAGCAUCAAGGACAAUGUCGAGGCCGAAGUCAAGGAUCUGACAGAUCCCGUUCAGAUCGCCGAUGCCAUUCAGCAGCGUCUUUAUGGCACCAAGACGCAAGAUUACUUCGUCUCGGCUCUUCAACAUCUGCUUCUCAUUCGCGCUAACGAUGGCGAAGAGCGUCUACGUAUGUUCCAGCUGGUUGAUUCCAUGCUGAGCUACGUUGCCAUGGAUCGGCGGUUGCCGAACAUGGACCUGAAGCAGAGUCUCAACUUUACUGUCCAGAGCCUGCUCGACAAGCUGCACACAGACUCGGAGGCUAGACAAGCACAGGAUGAAUCUCUUGAAUCGCGGCAGAUUGCCGAGGCGGCCAUGGCCGAGCGUGAUGAAAUGAAGGCCAGACUCGAGUUGGGAGCUGAUGGACUUGUUGCCAAGCUACAAAGGCAGUUGGAGGAGCAGUCUCGAUUUAUUGAUGCUCAAAAGCGACAGGCGGACGGACUCAAGGCCGAGCUGGAUAGCAUGCAAACUAUGCGAGCCAAGGAAGCCCAGCGGUACGAGUUAGAAACGAGAGAAUUAUAUCUCAUGCUUCGAGACGCCCAGGAUAUCGCUGCUUCCAAGUCGGUCAAGCCCGCCGCCAGCGCCAAAUCAGCGACUGGUGCGCCUGGAGCAACUGGUGAGGCCGACGUUUCUCGCAUGCAAGGCAUUCUGGACCGUGACCGCCUCAUGGAGCGGCUCCAGAUGCAGAUUGAACGUCAGAAGACGCAGUACAAGCUUGAAGGCCGUGUCUGGGGAGACGCGGUUGGGCCUUCAGACCGACUUCGAGCCCUCCGUGAAGAAAUGGACGGCAGACCUUCGACGCCCCCUGGCGGUGGAACGCCACCUAGGGACUUUACCAACAGUGUUUUGGGUAGCAUUCGCCGUAACACCAAGAUCCCUCGCAAGCCUAUUAGGAGAUCGGAUGGCGAGGUGAUUGAUGAGGGUGAUGAGACCGAGGGCGAGGACGGUGUUAUCUUCGAGAAGCCUAGAAUCAUUGAGAUGAAGCGGCCGACUAUUGACCCCAAGCAACAGGCUGGUCUCCUUGGUGAGAUUGGCUCCAAGGUCAAGAAGUACGAUGCCAGCGAUUCUGAGGAUGACAACACUGCUACUGGCCCCUCUCACCCAAGCAUGGAGACCUCAUCGCCUAUUACGCCUCCUGCCGAAGGCGAUGCUCCGAAGAUCGAAGUUACGGGUGCCGGCCCCCCUCCGCCUCCACCUCCGCCUCCUCCACCCAUGCCCGGUCAAAUACCCGGAGCUCCACCACCUCCACCACCUCCUCCGCCGCCGCCCAUGCCGGGUCAGAUGCCGGGAGCUCCUCCGCCGCCACCUCCCCCUCCACCAUUGCCGGGCAUGCUAUCACCAGCAUCGGCCGCUGGACCUCCUCCGCCCCCUCCUCCUCCCCCAAUGCCUGGCACCCCAGGUAUGCCGCCACCUCCGCCUCCCCCGAUGCCUGGCGGUGCCAUGUCUGGACACUUCUUGUCGAGGCAGCCCGCAUUUGCGCCCGCUCCAGGCAUUGGUCUGCCCGUCGUUCGUCCCAAGAAGAAGCUCAAGGCUCUGCAUUGGGACAAGGUCGACGCCCCUGAGACCAGUCACUGGGCAGCCCACACUCCCUCUGCUGAGGCCCGAGAGGAGAAGUACCAGGAGCUCAGCAAGAAGGGUAUUCUGGAUGAGGUUGAAAAGCUGUUCUUGGCCAAGGAGAUCAAGAAGAUUGGCGUUGGAAGCGGCUCUAAGAAGGAUGAUAAGAAGCAGAUCAUUUCUUCUGAUCUUCGAAAGGCUUAUGAAAUUGCCUUUGCCAAGUUUUCUCAGCAUUCUGUAGAAAAGGUUGUACAGAUGAUCAUUCACUGCGACACGGAGAUUCUAGACAACCCUGUCGUCAUGGACUUUUUGCAAAAGGACGACUUGUGCAACAUCCCCGACAACACAUCCAAGCAAAUGGCGCCAUACAGCAAGGACUGGACAGGCCCCGAAGCCAAGAGCCAGACCCGCGAACAAGAUCCUGCAGAGCUCACACGCCAAGAUCAGCUGUACCUUUACACUGCAUUUGAGCUACAUCAUUACUGGAAGAGUCGAAUGAGGGCUCUUGCUCUUACUAGAAGCUUUGAGCAAGAGUACGACGAGAUCAACGAGAAGGUCAGACAAGUUGUCACGGUUUCAGAGUCCCUCCGUGAUUCCGUUUCUCUCAUGAACGUUCUCGGUCUCAUUUUGGAUAUCGGUAACUACAUGAACGACGCCAACAAGCAGGCCCGCGGUUUCAAGCUGAGCUCCCUGGCCAGACUGGGUAUGGUCAAGGAUGAUAAGAAUCAGUCGACACUGGCCGAUCUGGUGGAGCGCAUUGUGCGAAACCAGUAUCCCGAGUGGGAGGGCUUCGCUGAUGAUAUCAACGGUGUCAUGACAGCGCAGAAGAUCAACAUCGAGCAGCUUCAGACGGAUUGCAAGAAGUACAUUGACAACAUUCGAAACAUCCAGACGUCACUGGACAGCGGCAACCUGAGCGACCCCAAGAAGUUCCACCCCGAGGACCGAGUCAGCCAAGUUGUCCAGCGAAUCAUGAAGGAUGCCCGGAGGAAGGCUGAGCAGAUGGAGCUGUACCUGGAGGAGAUGAUGAAGACAUACAAGGAUAUCAUGGUGUUCUACGGCGAAGAUCCUGCCGAUGAUGGUGCACGGAGAGACUUCUUUGCCAAGCUGGCAUUGUUCGUGGGCGAAUGGAAGAAGUCACGAGAGAAGAACAUCCAGAUGGAGGAGACAAGGAAGCGCAACGAGGCUUCGAUGAAGCGGAAGCACGCUCAACUCAAGAUCAACAAUACGGGCACCGAGGGCGGCCCAACAUCACCGUCCAACACGGGCGCCAUGGACUCGCUGUUGGAGAAGCUGCGUGCAGCCGCGCCCCAGACUCGGGAUCAGAGAGACCGAAGACGGCGAGCACGACUCAAGGACAGGCAUCAAGUUCGGGUCGCAUCAGGGCAGAAGAUUCCAGAUCUCAACGAGAUACCCGAGGCGGAGGCUUCUCUGAAGAACAAGGAGCCUGCUAUCGACGAGGAUGGAUCUACGCUCAGCCCUGGUGUAUCAUCACCUCGUGAGGGUGGAGAUGAUGUUGCAGACCGAGCUGCGGCUCUGCUCCAAGGCAUGCGUGGUGGAGACGGGGCAGACGAGAACGACCCUGAGAGGAGAGAAAGUCUUCGAAAGGCGAGAAGGCAAACAGCUGAGGAAGAGAGGAGGUUAAGAAGGAGACGGAGAGAGAAGAUGAAUGCAAGUCACACGGACGAUCUCAAGGAAGAUCCCAAGGAAGAGUCCAAAGAGGAACCACCAAAGGAAGAAUCAAAGGAGGAAAUCAAGGAGGAACCAAAGGCAGAAGCCAAGGAAGAGGUUAAAGAGGAGGCCAAGCCGGAACAAGUACCCGUCGAGGACGACGUGCCGACACCUACAGCGGCGACGGCCAGCGAAGCCCAAGCCCCGGCAGCAGCGGCGGUUGAGGAAGGGGAAAAGGCAUGA
Molecule: messenger RNA, 5352 nt
Organism: Fusarium falciforme
Lineage: Eukaryota; Fungi; Ascomycota; Sordariomycetes; Hypocreales; Nectriaceae
Exons: 2
Coding region: 1-5352 (1783 amino acids)
Biological process (GO): barbed-end actin filament capping; actin filament bundle assembly; mitotic actomyosin contractile ring assembly
Cellular component (GO): cell division site; mating projection tip
Molecular function (GO): actin binding; small GTPase binding
Source: RefSeq, a predicted model, not a curated record